AUGUAUUUCUCUAUUCUGAAAAGUGGUCAUCCCCGGAAACGCCGCCAUUAUAUUCCAAAGACCCGCGGCAUUGCUUCUUCUAGAGAUUAUGUCUGUCCUUCCUGCGCAGGAGGCCUUUUCUCUUCCUCCAGCGGGGCAUACAACCCUCCCUCUAGAGCCGAUAAUCGUCACUCGUCAGCGCGCCACCUUUGGGUAUCAACUGAUUCCUUUGGCAGUCUCUCGUCCUCACAGCACCCUAUAUCCACCUCCUAUACCUCUCCCCUUUCGCGAUCCCCUUCCUCCUCCUCCACCGAAGACCUCGCCGAGACUGCAGCAGACGAAGAAGACUCUGAAGACUAUUGCAAAGGCGGCUAUCAUCCCGUCCGAGUCGGAGAAACCUAUAACAACGGUCGUUAUGUCGUCAUUAGAAAGCUCGGUUGGGGCCAUUUUUCCACUGUUUGGUUAUCGCGAGAUACAACGACUGGCAAGCACGUUGCUCUAAAGGUCGUACGCUCCGCCGCGCAUUAUACAGAAACCGCUAUAGAUGAGAUCAAACUCUUAAAACGAAUUGUCGAUGCAAAACCCGAUCACCCCGGUCGCAAACAUGUUGUCAGCCUUCUCGAUUCAUUUGAACACAAAGGGCCAAACGGUGUCCAUGUAUGCAUGGUGUUUGAAGUGCUUGGUGAAAACUUGCUAGGUUUGAUCAAGCGAUGGAAUCAUCGCGGAAUCCCUAUGCCUCUCGUCAAGCAAAUCACAAAACAAGUCCUUUUGGGCUUGGACUACCUCCAUCGUGAAUGUGGCAUCAUCCACACAGACCUAAAACCGGAAAAUGUACUGAUUGAGAUUGGAGAUGUCGAGCAAAUCGUCAAAGCCCACGUCAAGGAAGAAGAAAUGAAAAACGAGAAAGAAGACCACCGAAAUGGCCGCAGGAGGAGACGCACCCUCAUUACCGGCAGUCAACCCCUCCCGAGCCCGCUUAACACAAGCUUCAACAAUGUAGAUCCAUUCAAGUCCUAUACCCCCACCCAAAGCUCUCAUAGUAGCCUACACCAGGUGUUAUAUGACUCGCCAGCGACGCCAUCGGGGUUAUCCAUGAAGGAUCUGCUCGGGAUCAAAGACGCGGAGAAGCUUGCAGACGAGAAACAAAAGCAAAGAGAGAAGACAACUGACAUUCUGGAACGUGAGGUGUCUGGUAUAAACCUAGAGAGAACCGCAACACCGGACCAGAUGACCGGAGAUGAGCCAACUGUCGAGAUAAUUUCUGUCAAAAUUGCUGACUUGGGAAAUGCCUGCUGGGUCGGGCACCAUUUCACGAAUGACAUUCAGACCCGGCAAUACCGGUCGCCAGAAGUUAUCCUUGGUGCAAAAUGGGGUGCCAGCACAGAUGUAUGGAGUAUGGCAGCAAUGGUUUUCGAACUCGUCACAGGGGACUACCUCUUUGACCCCCAGUCCGGCACCAAAUACGGAAAAGAUGACGACCACAUUGCACAAAUAAUCGAGCUCUUAGGCCCCUUUCCCCGAUCCAUGUGUGUAUCCGGCAAAUGGAGUCAAGAAAUUUUCAACCGUAAAGGGGAACUGCGCCACAUCCACCGUCUCCGCCAUUGGGCUUUACCGGAUGUGCUUCGCGAGAAAUAUCACUUCAGCACCGAAGAAAGCAAAGCCAUUUCGGAUUUUCUCACGCCAAUGUUGGAGCUCAUACCUGAGAGAAGGGCAAAUGCUGGUGGCAUGGCAAACCACCCUUAUCUCAAGGGUACGAAGGGAAUGGAUCAUAUACAUUUGAGCGUUCCUGUUGGAAGUAGAGGUGAAGGCAUCUCUGGUUGGGCAUCAGAAGUCAAGAAAAGAUAG
This is a messenger RNA of Uncinocarpus reesii 1704, 1824 nucleotides long. Its product is annotated as protein kinase dsk1. The transcript is spliced from 4 exons. Lineage: Eukaryota; Fungi; Ascomycota; Eurotiomycetes; Onygenales; Onygenaceae. Gene Ontology annotation, molecular function: ATP binding; protein kinase activity. Gene Ontology annotation, biological process: protein phosphorylation; spliceosomal complex assembly; regulation of mRNA processing. The coding region runs from base 1 to 1824 and encodes 607 amino acids. The record is from RefSeq and is a predicted model, not a curated record.